CAAGCGAAAAUCUACUUUUUGAACGGUGUGCUUGACUCGAGGAAACGUUAAAUGGAUCGUCAUUAUCGUAUUCUGACAAUAGCUCAAAUAAAUUUCUACAUAUCUGUCUGUUUUACAGCUUUUUAUGAGAUAGUCAGAUCACAAGAAAGUACGAAGAUGAGAGAAAGUUGAAUAUUCCGACCAUUCAAGUUUCUGUAAAAUUUCUAUAACUUUUCAAUUGAAUAUUGUACAAAAUUGAACAACACACGAUUUUGUAGGCCAAUGUUCAUUCUAUACUUUAGCGCCAGGGCUAAAUAGGAUGGGUGGGAUGUGGGUAAAUGCGAAGACAAGAUUCACAUUCACACCCGUCCUUCUUUCAAAACGUGUUAUAAACUUCAUAGAUUCACUCAAUCUAAUUUAGGGUGCAGGUAUGGUUGUGGAAAAAAGAAGCAUCCACAUUCUCACUAUAUAUGCUAGCAUCAGAUGAAAGAGAUCGACCGAUGAGGAUGAUAGCAAAAGCAGCACUGAGAAGGCGACAUACCAAUUGAAGGUGACGACUAAUUCUUCUGGAAUAUUAUUUUCUUUUAGUACAAUUAAAAUGCAUUAUAUGCUAUCCAUACAUAAGUUCUCUAGUUUGAAUGUAUCCAAUCAAUUUAAAACAAAAUAAAUCGUAAUAGCUUCUCAAAAACGGUGCGAUAUUAUCUAUUCAACUGUAUUCUAACAUUUUCUAAUAUGCAUCUCUAAGCUACAUUUAUAGUUCUCUAGAUUUUUGGAUAUUAUAGAAAUAUUUCUACUGAUGAAUCGAGUUAUUAGCUGCUUAGACGCAAGGGUCAGCAAUACAGAAAGAGCUGCGAACCUUUGAAUUGGUAAUAAAUAAAAAACAUUGUCUUUUCAAUUUCAACCUGUAUUAUUUUCCGCUUAUCUAAUAGAUAUAUAAUUUUGAAUAGUCUUUUACAUAUUUGACUGUAUAUCAAAGUAUGAUGAUAAACUAAUCAAUCUACAUGAAACUCAACUGCAGUACUUUAAUUUGUUUUUUGGACAAAGCAGAUCUACUUUACUUUAUUCAGUAAAGUAAAGAUAAAAUACCACUAGUCUCUUUAUUACUAUUCUACGAAAGAAAGUAGCAAAUUUAUUAAUAUGACUAGAAUAGUAUAUUUACUUUUUUACAUAUUUGAUGAUAUUUUUCUCACUAGAACAUAUGUCAAUGGACAAAACAUUCAAAUAAUGACAUCAAUAGAUUGAUGUGUGUCAUCAACUGUUACUCUUCGUUUUCCAUUGAAUAAUGUUGUUGUUGUUAGAAGUGCUUCGCAUGGCGUUGCACAAAUAGCUGGUUCAUGUAGUUAUUUACCAAGUGAUCGUGUUGUCAAUCCAAUGAGUACGGUAAUAUAUACAGCAGAUACUGUAAAAUGUAACAUUAGUUAUAUUCAUAUUGAAUAUGAUUGUGUACCAAUAUCAAUCAAUGAUUCAACAAAAGAAUAUAAUGUUUGUCAAAAGAAUAUAGAAAUAACAAGUGAUUAUGGAAUCAUACGAAGUCCUAAUUAUCCAACACGAUUUCAAACAAUAGCAUCCGAAUGUUUUCGUACAAUACAUGUACCAAAUGAUAAAAUAAUUUGUUUAUGGUUAAAUGAUCUAUAUAUUGGUUCAAUAUCUGAGGUUUCUGCUAAAGAUCAUGUCUAUGCCGUUGAUAGUGUUCAAACAUAA
Messenger RNA from Rotaria sp. Silwood2, 1680 nucleotides. NCBI's taxonomy places the organism in Eukaryota, Metazoa, Rotifera, Eurotatoria, Philodinida, Philodinidae. The record is from the annotation of a GenBank genome assembly.